This is a messenger RNA of Peniophora sp. CBMAI 1063, 1245 nucleotides long. The record is from the annotation of a GenBank genome assembly. Lineage: Eukaryota; Fungi; Basidiomycota; Agaricomycetes; Russulales; Peniophoraceae.
AUGCAUUCACAUUCCUCCUCACAAGACGAGCUCUGUGACUCCAGCGUGGAGAGCGAGGGUUACGCGUUUGCGGAGGCUCGAGCCAGGGAGGACGGGCACCUAGCGUUUACGCCAUCCAAGACAUUGCACGCGCCUUGCUCAAACCGACACAAGAAGUUACGCCGGCGCUAUCUGGUUCAUAGCGAGUCAUCUCAAGCCCUCAAGGAGCGCUCGGGCUAUUUUGCCAGGGUUGGCGCGGCUAGUCACAUCGCUUCAUUCGAGAACGCCACAUACACCAAGUGCCAACAGAAGAAUGAGGAAGAUCAUGGGUUACGAACGAUUAGGGAGUUGAACAUGAAUUCCACACGGUCUGUUUCUCAACCCGAGCACCCUCAGCUUCCACCUUCGGAUCUCGAGCAACGCCGUUCUCCGCAUCAAACAAUCCCAACGUCCGAUACGCAGGCGAGGUCUCGCUCUACCACCCCCGACAGAGACCAAGAGCAUGAUUUCCUCGUACGACUUUCGACACGGGAAACCCCAUUCCUCAACCAGGCGCACAUCACUCCUAGCCCAGCUGCAGGCCACCAAUGCUAUGAUGGUAGGCAAGGAGAGGUUCACGAGCCCGGACUCAUACCGCAGCGCGAUCAUGGGUGUGUCGGUCAGUCCGUGAGUUCCAAUCUACCCACCAAUGACUGGAAUUCUGCUGACGCUCGAGAGCGAUUGGAGGGGCAAUAUGGGCAGGAUGUCGGAUCCAAACGUCAGUCAAACGACGCGCGCAGACCGGAGUGCGAAGGCGGCAAUCUCAAACGAGAGAUGGAGUAUGACUGCAGUGAUCGCCAAAUAACGACGGAUUACCGCCGCUACAGACGCGAACAGGAGAUGGAUCGUCGCCGCCACGCGCGUGAACAGGAGAUGGACCGUCGCCGCCAUGAUCGCGAACAGGAGAUGGAUCGCCGCCGCCACGAGCGUGAACAGGAGAUGGGCCGUUACCGCCAUGAGCGCGAACAGGAGAUGGACUGCCACCGCCAUAGACGCGAGCAGGAGAUUGAUCGUUGCCAGCGCAAACACGGACGAGUGGCAUAUUGCCGCUGCAGCCAUCUUCAAGCGGGGAUGCAGCACCGCGAAUCGGGAAUACAUCGUCGCAAGGAGAGGGAGCUUGAAGUGCGCCGUGAAUGUGUGCCGUACGGCCCUUACCCAGAUGCGUCUACUCUCGAAGCUGCUUACGGGCUUCUCCAACUUGCCAAUUCUUCGUCCGAUCUAAGUUAG